Molecule: messenger RNA, 1880 nt
Organism: Rhododendron vialii
Lineage: Eukaryota; Viridiplantae; Streptophyta; Magnoliopsida; Ericales; Ericaceae
Product: carbon catabolite repressor protein 4 homolog 5
Exons: 14
Coding region: 89-1495 (468 amino acids)
Molecular function (GO): 3'-5'-RNA exonuclease activity
Source: RefSeq, a predicted model, not a curated record
UCUUAGGUCAAAAUUCCCGCGACCGUCUACCUACACAACCGCCUUCACUUGCGUUACGCGCCGUCGAAGCCAGAAAUAUUCCGGCUACAUGAGAAUCAUCGGCGACAAGCGGGCUCCGCCGGCAGCGGAGCACUCGGCGAGCAAGCGCAUACAUUCUUCGCUGUUACAACCAUGCCACCUCAAUGAAACCUCGAAGAAGCGAAGAUUACUGACAGAGACUGAAACCCUAACCCUAGAACCCCUCACAACUCAUACUCCUCCGCUGCGAACGAACUACGCCGCGUCUUCUCAUUCUUCGUUUCGUACUCACCACAAGCAUAAAAAGCACUACAGAAUAAAGUCCUCAACUGCUGAGGGUGAUCGCAAGUGGGUCUAUUCUACUCGUAGUAAUGCUUCCCAUCAUAAAGAUAAGGUUGUUUUGGUGUCAUACAAUAUACUGGCUGUUGAGAAUGCAUCAAAACACCAAGACUUGUACUCUAAAGUCCCACCGAAAUAUCUAGAUUGGGACCGUCGGAAAAAGCUUUUAUGCGAGGAGAUCAGUCGGUACAGUGCGAGCAUCUUGUGCCUUCAGGAGGUCGACCGUUUCUGUGAUAUAGAUAAUCUUCUCCAAAAAGAUGGCUUCAGAGGUGUUUACCAGGCUCGAACAGGUGAAGCACGUGAUGGCUGUGCUAUAUUCUGGAAAAAUGAGCUAUAUACCCUUUUGCAUCAAGAGAGCAUAGAGUUCCAGAUGUUUGGCCUUCGUAAUAAUGUCGCUCAACUUUGUGUUUUGGAGAUGACCCAAGAUCAGUCAAGUUCCACUCUGGAUGCUAAGGCAUCACCGGCCUGUCAGUCUCGAAGUUUAUUGGUUGGAAAUAUUCAUGUGCUCUUCAACCCAAAGCGGGGAGAUAUCAAGCUGGGCCAGAUUCGACUUUUUCUUAAGAAGGCCCAUGAGCUGUCACAAGAGUGGGGCAACAUUCCUGUCGUGCUUGCUGGGGACUUUAACAGCAUGCCCCAGAGUGCAAUGUAUCAGUUUCUAGCUUCAGCUGAGUUGGACCUUCAACUACACGAUAGAAGAAAUGUUUCAGGAGCUAUUUGUCCAUUGGAGUAUCAACCAUCGCAACAUCAGGACAAGUAUGCUGCCAGCUUUUGGAGUUCUGUCUCAAGGCCCCCGAUUUAUAGAUGGAGUUGUGAAGAAUUAUGUUUUGCUACGGGUACUGAAGGAGUAACUCAUCUUAGACACCCUUUAAAUCUCUGCAGUGCAUACCCUAGAGUUCAUGGAUGCAAGAUAACUAGGGAUAACCACGGGGAACCCUUGGCAACAUCUUAUCACUCCAAGUUCAUGGGAACUGUUGAUUAUAUAUGGCAUUCUCGGGAGGUUGUACCUGUGAGAGUUCUCGACACCCUACCAAUUCAUAUUCUCAGACAAAUGGGUGGACUACCGAGUAAGAAAUGGGGCAGCGAUCAUUUGGCUCUCGUCUGCGAGCUGGCUUUUGCUGAUGAUGUCAAUGAGAAAUGACUUCUGCCACCGAUCCAAGGCCAUUAACGAACUUGGAGCUCGAAAUAUUUUAUGUGGUAGUCAAUUUUUUUAUGGGAUUUUCCUUAUCCCCAUCGGACAAAGUAGUGGAGUUAUGCAAGAGUAAAGGUUACUGCAUUUACUAGUGGUAUAACAUUGGGGAGCAUUACUUGUGCACUGCUGCCCUGACUAUUCGGGUGAUUGAUCCGUUUCAGUCAAAUUGCUAGCUCUAAAGUUUUGGAACCGGAAGUUACAAUGUUAGAGAGGAAAUAGAGAUUGUAAUUCAUGACUUUAAUUUUUCCUGCUUCAUCCAGUUGUAUAAACUUAAUAGUAGAAAAAUGCUUUCCGUUUGACCAAAAAUAAAUAAAUAAACUUAAUACUCGGCAAA